This is a messenger RNA of Papilio polytes (common Mormon), 1586 nucleotides long. RefSeq lists its product as uncharacterized. The record is from RefSeq and is a predicted model, not a curated record. Bases 496 to 1479 code for a protein of 327 amino acids. NCBI's taxonomy places the organism in Eukaryota, Metazoa, Arthropoda, Insecta, Lepidoptera, Papilionidae. The transcript has 3 exons.
AAGAACACAUAUGCUACAUACUUUUAUUUUUUUUAAUUCCUCGCUAACAUAUUCGCGGUCGAAAGCUAGUAAAAGUACAAAGACAAAGGAAACUAAAUAUCUGUAAGCAAUUAUGAGCUAUAGGCGACGCUAGCCGAAAUUCUAAGCAAAAUCUAGAAAGAGUGAGGGGAGCCCUCCCCUUGUUUUCCCCUGGCGAUGCGUAAUGUGAUGAGCUAUUGAAAAUUUAGCACUAUAAAUAAAACAUUUGAUAUUUAAACGCAACAAUACUAGAACCGGCUUUUUCUUUACAAUCCGUUGCUUCGUUGAGACAAGACUCACAGUAUUCUCGAUAGCCUUUAAAGGAACGGAUGUUUUCGGAAAAACCUAUGACCAGUUGCGAAGUGCAUACAGAUAAUUACGAAUACUUCAAGUUACAAUCCAAAGUUAUUCUGAUAUAUUAGCAAAACGUUACUGAGAGAAGUUGCCCCGAGACGUGGCUCAUAGAAAUAAAUCAAGAUGGCUUUUAACAUUGUUGCAAAUUUACUUGUAACAAUGUGUGUUACCAUAACAACUGCUACAGCAUGGAACAUUCCUGAUGAAUCUGUCCAGCUCAAAAGCAUAUCAAGCCAAAUCCAAAACUUGAAAAGUUUGCUAAACCAGCCAAAUAGACCAUCAUAUAAAUAUAACUAUGGAUCACUAGUGCCUUGGGAUAACAAUAACAUGAAUUCUGAUUACGAAAGAUACUUAAGACAACAGUAUAUACUACCAAUACUUAAUUCAUUAAGUGAGGUCUCAGAACAAAUUAUCAAAAACAUCAAAGACAAAACACAACGGGAAAGUGUUAACAUACCUUAUCCAAUGAAUUAUUAUCCACCUAGGUUUAAUUUUGGAGAUAUCGGGGAUAAAUCUUCAACAUUUAACGCUCCUUUCGGUACAGUUAGUGGUUGGGGUAUUGCUUCAUAUGGAGAGUCCCAAAGUCAAAACAGUCAAAACGGUGGAAGCAGUUACAGUAGCGAUGCAAAUCCAUUGUCAAUAGGUUCUUCGUCUUACGGUGGAUUUGGUUCAUUUACGCCUAUAACAUCUGAGUCACAAGGCCCGUUUUCCGGAGAUAGUUCAGGGCCACCAGUUAUCCCUUCAAGAUUUCCAUCAAUCUCAAAUCGAAGACCGGCAGAUUUCGACGAUAAUCGAAAUUGGGGGAUCGUUUUAGACGACAAAGAUGAUAAAGCACUAACUACACCUAAGCCACAUCAAGAGUGCGACUGUGAAGAACAAAACAAAAACAUAACAUCUUUAGCAAUCAAGUUGAAGAUGAGGAGUGCAGAAACAAGUCCCGGGACUUGCAAAGCUGUUAUUUUGCUUUGCUGCGUCCCCGGGAAUAACGAGGAGCGCCGUAAGGAAUGUUUCACGGAACAGGGAUGUCCUCGAAGCUAUUCCACGGGAAUCGCGUGCCUGCCUGUUGUUAUCCAAGCUGUCUUUAAAGAUAUAUACGGAAAUAUUUAGAGAAGAUGAUUUUUAUCAGCUCCGUCAAGAUAUUGUACUUCAACAUACUAAUACGAUCAUGAUUAAAACAUUAUAUUAGGCAGUUUUCAAACAUGAUUUAGAAUUUA